AUGAGCUCCCUCAAAUUCCUCGUCUCCUCUCUGGAGGCCAUUGCGGCUUCCAAGGAGGCCCAGAGGAACAAGCAGCUGACCGAGUCUCUCCAAAAGACCCUUACGGCCAUCAAAGAAAGCGAUCCGAAUUUUCCGGACCCUGAAAUAGUCUUUGCCCCUCUGCAACUGGCUACGAGGACUGGCAACGUCCAACUCAUCACCGGCGCACUUGACUGCAUCGGCAAGCUCAUAUCCUAUUCCUACUUCUCGCUGCCGAGCACAGCCGACGCCCAGCAGCAAGAUGCUCCCGCGGACAGAGCUCCGCUCAUCGAGCGCGCCAUCGAUACCAUCUGCGACUGCUUCCAGGGCGAGACCACAGCCGUCGAGGUCCAGCUUCAGAUUGUCAAGUCGCUCUUGGCAGCCGUCCUAAACGACAAGAUUGUUGUCCACGGCGCAGGUCUCCUCAAGGCCGUCCGCCAAGUUUACAAUGUCUUCCUACUCUCAAGGAACACCGGCAACCAGCAAAUGGCCCAAGGAACCCUGACCCAGAUGGUCGGCACCGUUUUCGAGCGGGUCAAGACGCGGCUGCACAUGAAGGAAGCUCGGGUGAGUCUGGACAAGUUGAAGCACAGCUCGAGCAACGUCACUUUUGAGCAGGCCGAGUCUGUCAACGGCGUCGCCAACGUAGAAGAGAAGGAAGCAGAGCAAGCCCGAGAGGAAGAAGGGGAGGAAUCGCGAGCGCUCGCCGCCUCCGAAAAGGCCCCUGCCGAAAGCGAAGAGAAUGCCAACGGCAAGCUGACAUUGAAGGACCUGGAACACCGCAAGAGCUUCGACGACUCACAUCUGGGAGACGGGCCUACCAUGGUGACCGAGAUCAAGCCGGGGAGGAAAGCAGCACGAUCCGUGUCCGAACAAUCCACCCCCGAAUCGGCCCAGGAGGACAGCCCCGAGGCUUUGGAUGCCGAGGACGAGGUCUAUAUCAAGGAUGCCUACCUAGUUUUCCGAUCCUUCUGCAACCUUUCCACCAAGGUGCUGCCGCCAGACCAGCUUUAUGACUUGCGUGGACAGCCCAUGCGCUCCAAGCUCAUCUCCCUACACCUUAUCCACACCCUCCUCAACAACAACAUCGCCGUCUUCACCUCUCCACUUUGUACCAUUACGAACUCCAAGAGCAACGAGCCCACGACUUUCCUUCAAGCCAUCAAGUUCUAUUUGUGUCUUAGUAUAACGCGCAACGGAGCCAGUUCCGUCGAUCGCGUCUUCAAUGUCUGUUGCGAGAUCUUCUGGCUGAUGCUCAAGUAUAUGAGAGAGUCGUUCAAGCUGGAAAUCGCCGUGUUUUUGAACGAAAUCUAUCUCGCCCUUCUCGCGAGGCGGACCGCUCCCAUCUCCCAAAAGGUCUACGUGGUCAACAUCCUGAACCGUUUCUGCGCAGAUUCCAAGGCUUUGGUGGAAACCUACCUGAACUACGAUUGCGAGCGUAGCGUGGACAACAUCUUCCAGACCAUCAUCGAGGACUUGUCUAAAUUCUCCACAGCCCCUGUGAUGGUGACACCUGUGCAAGAACAGCAGUACGAAGAAAAGGGGGCAAAACUCAACUCCGGAGGUGACUGGCAGUUGAGGGCAAUCUUGCCUCCGCCCCUAUCUGUCGCACAUAUUACGCCACAACCCGAGCCUGAGAAUGACAUUCCCAAGGAGUACGUGAUGAAGCGGAUAGCCUUGGACGCUUUGGUGGAUUCACUGAGGUCGAUGGUUGACUGGUCCGCCGCUGUGCGGCAAGACGCGAACGGUGUCAGACCGGACGCUGAUACGAGAAACUCCGAGGAUGUCCGGCCGUCCAUCGAUCCAAGCAUGAGUGACAACCCGUCUCGCUUCGAGACACCCGCACCCUCGACGCCCAUUCUGGAGGACGAUCCCGCCUCGUUGGAGAAGGCCAAGGCCAGGAAGACGGCCAUGAACAACGCCAUCAAGCAGUUUAAUUUCAAGCCCAAGAGAGGUAUCAAGCUCUUGUUACAAGAAGGCUUCAUCCCCAGCGAGAGUCCGCAGGACAUUGCAAAGUUCCUGCUUACCGAAGAUCGUUUGGACAAGGCGCAAAUUGGCGAGUACUUGGGUGAGGGCGACCCCAAGAACAUCGAGAUUAUGCACGCUUUCGUCGAUGCCAUGGAUUUCACAAAAAAGCGGUUCGUUGAUGCGCUGCGCACUUUCCUCCAGUCUUUCCGUCUUCCGGGAGAAGCGCAAAAGAUCGAUCGGUACAUGCUCAAAUUCGCCGAGCGCUACGUUAUGGGCAACCCUAACGCGUUUGCUAAUGCUGAUACGGCCUACGUCCUGGCGUACUCCGUCAUCAUGCUCAACACCGAUCUACACAGUAGCAAGAUUGCGAAGCGGAUGAGCAAGGAGGAGUUCAUCAAGAACAACCGCGGUAUCAACGACAACGCUGAUUUGCCUGACGAGUACUUGCUGGCCAUCUACGACGAAAUCGCCAGCAACGAGAUCGUUCUCAAGAGUGAACGAGAGGCAGCGGCAGCUGCAGGUGCCGUCCCGCCACCAUCGACGGGAAUCGCAGCUGGGUUGGGACAAGCCUUGUCCAACAUGGGCCGUGAUCUCCAAAGGGAGGCCUACCUUCAGCAAUCUGAGGAGAUCGCUCUGCGUUCCGAGCAGCUCUUCAAGACCCUGUACAAAAACCAAAGGAAGAACGCACAACGAUCCGGCGUCAGGUUCGUUCCAGCCACAUCCUUCCAACACAUUGGCCCCAUGUUCGACGUCACAUGGAUGUCCUACUUUUCCGCGUUGUCUAGUCAGAUGCAAAAGACCCAGAACCUCGAAAUCAAUAAGUUGUGCCUCGAGGGCAUGAAGCUGGCAACGAAGAUUGCCUGUGUCUUUGACCUCUCGACUGCUCGAGAAGCCUUUAUUUCCGCGUUGAAGAACACGACAAACCUGAACAACCCGCAGGAGAUGUUGGCGAAGAACGUAGAAGCACUCAAGGUCAUCCUCGAACUUGGCCAAACAGAAGGCAAUGUUCUCAGAUCGUCAUGGAAGGAUGUUCUCAUGUGCAUCAGUCAACUUGACCGACUGCAGCUGAUCACUGGCGGUGUGGACGAGAGCGUCGUUCCCGACGUGUCUAAGGCGCGCUUCAUGCCUCCGCAGCGGGAGAACUCAAACGACUCCAAGUUAUCGACACAGUCCAAGCGGAGGGGCGGCCGGCCGAGAUCUGGAACUGGCCCACAAGGGUUCUCCAACGAGAUUGCUUUGGAAAGCCGUUCUGAUGAAGUGAUCAAGGCUGUUGAUAGAAUUUUCACCAAUACGGGCAAUCUCAACGGAGAGGCCAUCGUCCACUUUGCCCGGGCUCUGACGGAAGUCAGCUGGGACGAGAUCAAGGUUUCCGGGUCCAACGACUCACCGCGGACGUACAGUUUACAAAAGAUUGUCGAGAUUGCCUACUACAAUAUGACGCGUGUGCGUUUCGAGUGGAGCAACAUCUGGGAGGUUCUCGGUGAUCACUUCAACCGGGUGGGUUGCCACAACAACAUUACAAUCGUCUUCUUCGCCCUGGACUCGCUUCGGCAGUUGUCGAUGCGUUUCAUGGAAUUUGAGGAGUUGGCUGGUUUCAAGUUCCAAAAGGACUUCUUGAAGCCUUUCGAGCACGUCCUGGCGAACUCUCAGAAUAUCGCUGUCAAGGACAUGGUUUUACGCUGCUUGAUCCAAAUGAUCCAAGCAAGGGGUGACAAUAUCCGUUCGGGUUGGAGAACAAUGUUUGGCGUUUUUACGGUUGCCGCUCGUGAGACAAACGAGAGCAUUGUCAACCUUGCCUUCGAGAACGUUACACAGGUUUACAAGACCAAGUUUGGCGUCGUCAUCUCACAAGGCGCAUUCACAGACCUCAUUGUCUGCCUCACCGAGUUCUCCAAGAACAUGAAGUUCCAAAAGAAGAGUCUGCAAGCGCUCGAAAGCCUGAAGUCCAUUAUUCCCCGCAUGCUCAAGACACCAGAGUGCCCCCUCUCGCAAAAGGGCCAGAGUGCGUCUAGAGAGCAUGCUGCCUCUGCCGCGGAUACUCUGCAAAGGUCACAGAACAGGACAUCGGUGGAAGAAGGUUAUUGGUUCCCGGUUCUGUUUGCGUUCCACGAUGUCCUGAUGACGGGCGAGGAUCUCGAGGUGCGAUCCAAUGCUCUCGAGUACUUUUUCGAGGCUCUUUUGAGGUACGGCGGUGAAUUCCCGCCAGAUUUUUGGGACAUUCUGUGGCGCCAACAGCUGUAUCCCAUCUUCAUGGUCUUGCGAUCCAGACCCGAUCUGAACAACGCGCUCAAUCACGAGGAACUGUCUGUUUGGCUAUCCACCACCAUGAUCCAAGCGCUACGAAACAUGAUCACCUUGUUUACGCACUACUUUGACGCAUUGGAGUACAUGCUAGACCGUUUCUUGGAACUACUGGCUCUUUGUAUCUGCCAAGAAAACGAUACCAUUUCCAGAAUCGGCAGCAACUGUCUGCAGCAGCUCAUCCUGAAGAACGUCACGAAAUUCACACCGGAGCACUGGUCCAAGAUUGUAGGGGCUUUCUGCGAGCUGUUCGCACGCACGACUGCCCAUCAGCUCUUUUCCGCUACCACAAUCAACUCGACGGCCUCCAUCGACAUGCCGCCGAACGGACUGGAUUUUGCCGGUCCACUAAGUCCCACCGAGACGCCCAUUGAGGAAGAGUCGCUGAAGCUCAACGGAUCGGAAAAGAAUGGCGACAACACCGAUGCCAGCUCAACUGAUGCAAACAUUGGAGCUAUUAACGAGGAUGACCUGAAGACCCCGACAGCACCGAUUCAUCCCCAGACCCAGCCUCAGGCCCAAGCGCCACUGGAAGAGUUCAAGCCGACAUCGAACCUGCAGCAACAGCCAGUAGUCGUCACAGCUGCUCGCCGCCGUUACUUCAACCGCAUCAUCUCGCGAUGUGUUCUGCAGCUGCUCAUGAUUGAGACGGUCAACGAGCUGUUUAGCAACGACACUGUGUAUAACCAGAUCCCGACAACGGAGCUCCUCCGACUUAUGGCACUGCUCAAGAGGUCGUACCUCUUCGCCAGGAAGUUCAAUGCUGACAAGGAGCUGCGCAUGCGUCUCUGGCGCGAGGGUUUUAUGAAGCAAGCCCCGAAUCUGCUAAAGCAGGAGAGCGGAGCGGCCGCUACGUACGUUGCCAUCCUCUUCCGCAUGUACGCCGACGACAGCCACGAGCGCACGGCUGCGCGCGACGCGAUCGAGCAGGCGUUGGUGCCCCUGUGCAAGAGCAUCAUCAAGGACUUUGUCGCUCUCGAGGAGGAUAGUCAACACCGCAACAUCGUUGCCUGGCGACCGGUCGUGGUAGACGUUCUCGAAGGAUACGCCGCCUUCCCAGUGGACGCGUUCCACAAGCACAUCAAAGAGUUUUACGUCAUGGCCGUGGAGCUCCUCGGCAAGGACCUCACCACGGAGCUCAGGGUAGCGCUCCUGCUGGUUCUUAAGCGUGUCGGUGAAGUUGGGCUUGGUAUCGAGGGUAUGACCAAGGUAGAGGUAGAUCGCAGAGACAGCAUCCUCAGCAAUGCGACGGAUAAUACAGUAGACGGACACGAGGGCGAUGCCUCGAGCAGGAUGCGGCGUUGA
This is a messenger RNA of Colletotrichum spaethianum, 5592 nucleotides long. RefSeq names its product protein transport protein SEC7. Bases 1 to 5592 code for a protein of 1863 amino acids. Gene Ontology annotation, molecular function: guanyl-nucleotide exchange factor activity. Gene Ontology annotation, biological process: regulation of ARF protein signal transduction. The record is from RefSeq and is a predicted model, not a curated record. Lineage: Eukaryota; Fungi; Ascomycota; Sordariomycetes; Glomerellales; Glomerellaceae. The transcript has 2 exons.